This is a messenger RNA of Pelobates fuscus (common spadefoot toad), 6758 nucleotides long. RefSeq names its product ubiquitin conjugating enzyme E2 O (gene UBE2O). The record is from RefSeq and is a predicted model, not a curated record. Lineage: Eukaryota; Metazoa; Chordata; Amphibia; Anura; Pelobatidae. The transcript has 18 exons. Gene Ontology annotation, molecular function: ubiquitin conjugating enzyme activity. Bases 51 to 3932 code for a protein of 1293 amino acids.
CCAGAGCACCGGCCACAGCUCCCCUCUCUCUUCUCUUCCGGACAACAACAAUGGCGGAUCCCGCAGACAUAACGGCUCCCUCCUCCCCCCCUCCGCAUCCCACCGGCGCGCCCCCCCCUCCUCCCAUGCCCGGCACCGACGGCUCCCAGCGGCUGCUCUUCUCACACGACCUGGUGUCCGGUUACUACCGGGGCCUGGCACGAUUCGGCCUGGUGCGGCUCAUCCACGGGGAGGACUCUGACUCGGAGGAUGACGAGGAGGUGGUGAAAGAAGAGGAGUCUGGCGGAGGGAGCAAGAAGGGAGGAGGAGGAGGGGGUGAAGGGGUCCAGGGGAGCCCCGGCUCGGAGGCUGCAGGGGAGGCGAGCAGGUUUGGGCCCCUGAAGAGGGGGUAUGUGCGGGUGCAGUGGUACCCAGAGGGCAUCAAGCAGGACGUGAGGGAGACAAAGUUAAAACUGGAAGACCGUUCACUAGUGCCCCGAGAUGUUGUACGACGAAUGGGCACAAAGGACAGCCAGUGUGGCACAGUGAUUGAUGUGAACAUUGACUGUGUAGUUAAACUGGUUGGCAUCAACUGCUUCCUGCACCCAGUCAACAGCAAGGACCUGCAGCACAUCUGGCCCAUCAUGUAUGGAGACUACAUCGUUUAUGAUUGCUGGCUGGGAAAGGUGUAUGACCUUAAGAACCAGGUCAUUCUUAAGCUGUCUAAUGGAGCCAGAUGUUCCAUGAGUACAGAAGAUGCAUCCAAACUGUAUGAUGUCUGUCCUCAUGCCAGUGACUCGGGCCUGUUCUUCGAUGAUUCUUAUGGCUUUUAUCCUGGGCAAGUUCUCAUCGGCCCAUCCAAAGUGUUUUCAAAUGUUCAGUGGCUCUCAGGGGUCAAGCCAGUUCUCAGUGCCAAGAGCAAAUUCCGUGUGGGUGUUGAAGAGGUGCAAGUAACAGAACUUAGAGUGACUUGGAUUACAAAAAGCUUUUGUCUUGGAGGUACAGAUUCUAUGGACCCACCAUCCUCAGUAAUAACUCAGGAGAAUGUAUCUAAGGUUAAGAGACUGGGCUCAUUUGACCACACUCAAAGGCCAUUAGGAGAAAGGUGUCUGUAUAUCUUCCCAACCAAAGUGGAGCCAACAAAAAUUCUUUGUGAGAGCCUUGAGAAGAACUGUCUAUUGGGGGAAGUAAAUGUCUCCAGAAAGCAGGUGGACAAGUUGAGAGAAAAGCAGAUUGUAAAGAUAAUCUCAUGCACUCAGGAGCCUUCCAGCCAAUCUGAGCUUCUGAAAAGAAACUCUGCGACACUUCCAGUGUUGCAAUUAUACUUAAAAGGUGCAGAGGGAGGGGAAGCUUCCAGUGAGCAGGUUGAAGAAGUUCCAGAGUUGCCCAAUUCUGAAGAGUGUUCUGGAAAAGAUCUACCACUGGGUACCUUCCGAGAGGUAUUCCACGAUUUCCAGGUGCACUCUACGGAGUUGGACGUAGAUGAUGAUGCUAAUGGAGAUACUGAUGACACUAGCUCCGUGACUUCCUCAGCAAGCUCAACAACCUCGUCCCAAAGUGGCAGUGGUACAGGGCGUAAGAAAAGUAUUCCACUGUCUAUACGAAACCUUAAGAGGAAGCAUAAGAAGAAGAAAAAAAGCAAAGUCUACAAAGCAUUCAAACCAGGAGACAGGGUGGCUGUAGAAGUAAUUACCACCGUAACUACAGCGGACGUUAUGUGGCAGGAUGGCAGUUUGGAGACAAAUAUCCGGUCCAAUGACCUACUGCCUAUUCAACACUUGGAUAACAAUGAGUUUUGCCCUGGAGACUUUGUGGUUGAUAAAAGAGCACAUGCUUCUCAGGAUCCCAGUGUAUAUGGAGUGGUCCAGUCUGGAGAUCACACAGGACGUACUUGUGUCGUAAAAUGGGUCAAACAGAAUCCUGACGAGAAUGAUGUAGAGGUUGUUGGGGAAGAAGAGGAUGUGAGUGUAUAUGAUAUUGCUGACCACCCAGACUUCCGCUUUCGAUCAACAGACAUUGUGAUAUUUAUUGGAUACUCUGAGCUAUCUGCCCUUCAAGAUGUCAGCAAGCCCUCUAUUGGACAGGUUGCUAAAGUGGACGUCAGCAGCAAAGUAGAAGUAAUCUGGCCAGAUAAUACACGGUCAAUUGUUCUUCCACAGCACCUGUACAAUGUGGAGUCUGAAUUAGAGGAAUCUUACUAUGAUUCUGUAGACAGCAGCUCUAGUGGUGCCUCUUCUGAUGAGUGGGAGGAUGAUAGUGAUAGCUGGGAGACGGACAAUGGGUUGACAGAGGAUGAAUAUAGUCGAACACUAACAGAUGAGGCAACUGAAACCCCAAGCCAGAGCCUAGCUGCAGAGGCAGCACCAGACACUAAAGAAGAAGAACCAGAGCAGAGCUCUGCAUCAGCUGUAGCCACUGCCCUCCGUAUACGUGAGCUGACUGUAAAAAUGAACGAGAAAGAAGUCAUUAUCAAAAGCUUUAAGGAGCUGAAGGAGGCUAUGAAAAUCUUGGAGAGCCUAAAGAAUAUGACAGUGGAGCAGCUUUUGUCUGGAUCCCCAACGUCUCCUACUGCUGAACCAGAAAAGUUCACCCGAGAGAAGAAGUUCCUGGAUGACAUCAAGAAACUGCAGGAUAAUCUCAAGAAGACCCUGGACAAUGUUGCCAUUGUAGAAGAAGAGAAGAUGGAGAUGGCAGCUGAGGGAGAUAAAGAAGAUAAAGCCGAGGCACAGACACCUGUUCGGUCGGAGUGGCCAAGUGAUACACCUGUACUGUGCCAGCAGAGUGGUGGGAAGCCAGGAGUCAUUUUCACCAGUGCCAAGGGAGAGGUGUUUUCUGUGUUAGACUCUGCACCAGAAAGUCAUGCAUUCAAAAAGGUGGAAUUCCAGCCAGCUGAAGCCAAGAAGUUCUUUAGCACUGUGCGCAAAGAGAUGGCACUCCUUGCCACAUCCCUUCCUGAUGGAAUCAUGGUGAAAACAUUUGAAGAUAGGAUGGACCUCUUCUCUGCAUUAAUCAAAGGUCCCAAUCGAACACCUUAUGAAGAUGGCCUUUUCCUCUUUGACAUUCAGUUACCCAAUAUCUACCCUGCGGUGCCACCACUUUUCCGUUAUCUUUCCCAGUGCAGUGGGAGGCUGAACCCAAAUCUGUAUGACAAUGGGAAGGUGUGUGUCAGCUUGCUCGGAACCUGGAUUGGAAAGGGUACAGAGAGAUGGACCAGCAAGUCCAGUCUGCUACAAGUGCUCAUCUCUAUACAAGGUCUCAUUUUAGUGAACGAGCCAUACUACAACGAGGCUGGUUUCGACAGUGACCGCGGCUUACAAGAAGGGUAUGAGAACAGUCGCUGCUAUAAUGAAAUGUCGCUCAUCAGAGUUGUCCAGUCCAUGACACAGUUGUUGCGCAGACCUAUUGAAGUUUUCGAACAAGAGAUUAAGGAGCACUUUCAGAUUAGCGGCUGGCGUCUAGCUCGCAGGAUAGAUAACUGGCUAGAAACAAAUGCCGUGGUGGAGAGAAGAAAGGCGCUGCCUAAUGGCCAGGAGCACCCAUGUAUCGUUCCUUACAGCCCCACUGAUCAAGAAUGCACUCCGGAACCUCCACUGAGUUCAAAGGAUUUGGAUGAUUCAGGUUGUGGAGCCUCCACCCUUUCUCCUGGGGAUACCCAGCAAUACUCUGACUUGGAGAACAUGGGCAAAGGAGUUUUGCUUUGCAGCAGUCCUGCUGAGGAGGCAAAGGGUGCAACUGGGGGAGCACAGCCCAGUGUGAAACCAAAGAAACGCAGAAAGAGCUAUCGUAGUUUCCUGCCUGAUAAGAGAGGCUACCCUGACAUCGGCUUUCCUCUGUUUCCCCUGUCAAAGGGCUUCAUCAAAAGCAUCCAAGGUGUUCUAAGUCACUACAAGGCUUCACUUCUGGAAGCUGGUAUCACGGAGUCCCGCGUUGACAGACUAGUACUACCAUUGUAAAAACUAGAGAGAGGCAGGGAGAUGCACAUGCUGCCUCCUUCCCCAACUUACCACUAAUAUUCACAAACCCUUUCCACUGCCAGGUGGUCCCAUAGGUCUCUGCAAUAUCUUAAUGUUAUGAAACACAGAACAACUCGUAAACACGAAGACCAAACAAGAUUGUAAUUGAAUUCAAACAUCUGAGUUUUUCGCUUUCAUUGUAUAUUGCUGUGUUAGUUUUGUUGCUCCUGACAUCAUAUGCUGGAGACAAAUUUGCUGCUAUGGGGUGAAGUGUUCACUGACCGUCUAACAAAAAAAAAACGCAAUCCUUUUCUCUCCUUAAAAAGCUAUUUAUUUUCACUGUUGCAAAAGAUACUUGGUAUAAAAAAAAUAUAUCCACCAAGUCUGUAAACAACCCAAUAUGGGUACCUAAAAAAUGUAGGGGGAAAAAAAACUGUAGAUGAGAAAUGGUGGUAUGGCGACUUAGAGUUGGCUAUUACAUUUCUGGGCCGGACCCAAAUGAUUAAAUUAAACAAAAUGGCAUUAUUAUUCUAAUAUAUUAACAAUCAACGUUCCUCAAUGGAAUAUAUACUACCCAUAUGCAUGUUUUGGCCAAAGGCUACCCUAGACUGUAAUUACGUUCAUGCACACAUAUCUGGUGCUGACAAAUAUUUGGUGAAAUUAAUGGGACAGUCAGACCUACCGAUCUCUUUAGUAUGAGCGAGAUUGAGACCAACCCUAAGGAGUUCUACAUCAAAUGUGUAAUACAUUUGGAGUUGUCUAGUUGUAUUUUAGAAGCUAUAGUUCCUUGACUAAUGGGGUUUGUCAUGCUUUAACCUACAUUAAAGGGUAUGGUACUUUUACACAUUAUCUUUGACCACUAUUUCAUUAAAUUGAGCGUGGGAAUUACCAUUGCACAGUACUUGGAGUAUAGUGCCUCAUAAAACUAUCAUUAACCUCAUUUUAAAAGCUAAUUUAUCACUAAAGACAUAUCUUUUGUGCAGCAAACCAUUUAAUUUUGUGUUUUGCUAAAUAAUGGAAAGAAAAACGUUUGAUAGAUGCCACCACACACUUUUUACAUUAUGAAAAUAAUGAAAUAUUGUACAGAUAUAAAAAGGACCAUCUUAUUAUAUACUUAAGAUUGACUACUCGGUGAUAAAUGGACCAAUAUGUUUAACAUUUUAAGCCAAAUUUCUGGAUUGGAAAAUUAUUUUUCCCGUCUAUUCAAUAAUAUUUAAUCAUUUUGGGAUAAAAUGUAAUUCGCCGGUCAGUUCCUAGUUUAUCAAAUAAUCCUAAUACUGAUACAAAAAUAAGUGAAAAAUUGCACUUUUAAAUCCUUUUUUUUUUCUUUCUAAAAAUAUCUCCAUAUAAAAUUAUAAUUGGUAGCACCUUAUAAAGUGCAAUAGCCCAAAUAUACACGCUGAAAAACCAUAUAUCUAAAAAAAAAAAAAAAAGUGCACACCUUUUUUUGAUGUAAAAAAUAACCUUGAUAGUCUGUCUAAAAUAAAAAAAGGGAACUUGUAGUUCUACUUUGACGGGAACAGUAAAGUAAAAAUAAAUACGGAAAAAUGGCUUUGUUAAUCUUUUGAUUAGUGCCAUUAUAUUAAAUAAGGAUUUUUUUUAUUUUUUUUGCGUAUAUAACCAGAAGAUGCUUCUCCAUAAAUUCAGUAAAGUGAAGCCUUCAGUAGCUACUAGUUAAAAGCUUAUGGUAUCAUGGUCCAGUGUUGUACCCAGUUGUGGUUGUGCCCUCUUUGUGCUUGAAGUAUUUACCAUUUUAAACAGGUCUGACGUCUUUAUAUUUUAUCAAUGGAAUCUUCAGAACUGAACAUUUUGAGAAUAAUGCUGAUCAUUGCUGCAUUAAGCAAACUAUGUGUAGUUUAUUUGUGAAGAUAAGGAGCACACUGCCACGCAAACGCCAAACAUGGCCAAAGUAUACCCCUGUAACCCUUUCCCGCACUCCGCCACACACUGCCUUACAUCUAGGCAUGUUUACAAACCCCCUUCCCCACAUUCCUAAUAAUGUGAAACUUAUUCCGGGGGACAAUUAUUGCCAUCUCCCUGCCCCUCUUUAAUGCGGUAAUAUCCUCUGUGUAUGUAAUAUUUAAGGGUUUAAAUAAUGCAAAAUAAAUAAUAUUUAAAAAGGUGCAAAAAGGAGCGCAUGAGUGUUGAUGGCCAGUAGAUAUAGGCUGCGUGAUCUUAUUUAAACCAUGUACAAACUAAGCUGCAAAUUUUUUUGUUUUAACUGAUUUUAAUCCCUUCUCUCCUGCAGUAUACUGCUUAACAAGCCUAAUAGUAAUGCAAAAGGUGUAGGAUACCUUUUUUGACCUUAUGGCGUUGUCUUUGCUUACUCACGUGCCGAAUGCAUGAAAAUUAGCAGCAUGCCCACGACAAUGUUUUGGGUAGCUGUGCCAAGAUUGCACCAGGCAGCCUGGAUCACCUAGGCAUGUUGGAUUCUAUUCACAAUGAAUGUCUUUAGAUUCUAAAAGAACAUGGGGGUAAAAAAAAAAAGGCUAGCCUACGGGUCUUACUUUGAAGGCUUUCCAUGCUGCUCUGGAGUUCAUUAAUAAGCUGAUAAACUGUAAAGCUAGUGUUGGGGCAGAAGGGGUUAAAAAUAAAUGAAUGACUUAAUUCCUUGCAUCUGGCAAAUGUACAGUAUUUAAAUGCUGGCAACGGAUCUGUUUUGAACCAAAAUGCUGUAAACUGCUGAAUGCCAGAGCUUUCUGAUGUGUGCGUGUGUGUAUAGUGCUGUGAUAUUUAAUUUUUUACAGGGUUUUUUUUCUUAUGCUAAUUUAAUGUUUGGAAAAAAAACUGCAGGAUUGUUUAAUUAAAGAUGCCUCUACUGACUGA